CAGAAACUGGGUGCUAUGCAUGCAGCGCUCUGGGAGCUGUAGGAUUCCUCGUGUCAAGGAGCGUCAUUUCGGCUCAUUGGCUGUGGGUUUACUGCCUUAGAGAUGGAUCAUGUGUAGCAUGAAAUAGUUGUGAACAAAUAGCAGAAAGAUGGUUAUGAAACCAGACAUCCUACCAACAUCAUGUACUGAAUCUGAAGCAAAUCUGUCCCAAACUUUCAUGUCAGUGCAAGGGGGGCACCUUCGACGGCUGUGGACCUGAUUAAUCCCUACCUCCCGUGCCUUUUUCGGGACCUCACAUGCAUGCGCUUGGAGUAUGCUUUCCUACGGGGAAUUCGGGGGUUACAAGAAUCACAAGGACAUUGGGUUUUGGACAGGCACUCGGUAGCCCGAAACGAAGACAAAUCAAAUCCAGUUUCGACCGGGAGGAAGCGACCUGCGUGAUUAGAAAUGGAAUCUGUCGACACAAUGUUACUGUGCAACUUCUUCGUUAUCGACUUGACCAGAACUGUGGGAUACUGUAAACUGAACUUUGAGAAGGAUGAUGGUGUGUUGAAGAAGGUCGACAGGACGGAUCAAUUUCAAGGCUUUGAACCCACCGGGGUUAAAUUGAGUCGACAGCAUCAUAGACGACACUGAUAUCGGAUGAGGCGUCUCUCAAGAAAUUUUUUUGGAUCCGCUUGAAGGUUGAGUCGGACAGAGGGCCAGUUAGGCCGAAAACUCAAGAGACAUGUCAUCAUGGUGUCAGGUCUGCGGCAGCGCAGACAUGACAACUGGAGUGGAUGGUUCUUACUUUUGCCAAAGCUGUGGUGCCCAGAAUGAGAAUUACAUCGAGGAGGCCUUUGAUAAUGAUGAUGCUCAUGUCUUCACUGCUCGAUUCGUAAGAGAGACUCGAGUGGGAGCAUCUCAGAAUGAGGAACAAGUAAAGUCACAGAUUCCACCGGAGAUUUUCGCAGGAUCACAAGCAUUCAUUUCCCAACCGCCUCCUGGACUCGCAAGUCAGUCUCCUCUUGGUGAUGUGUACGGAUCUGUCUAUGGGAUUGGAUCUGGAGCGGGAUCCGGAGCUGGGCCUUCUCAGGCUUCCCAACUGCUAAGCUCUCAAUUCGGUCUGGCUUCACAGAAGUCACAGAGACAGCAGCCAAUAGAUAAAGAAACGUUGUCCAAUAGUAUUAGAAAGUCCUAUGUCGAGGGCAUUCAGAAAAUUUUGUUUCUUCAGUGCGAGGCUUUAGUGAAGGAGUUCGACGUAACUCCCUUAAUUUGUGGAAUAGUGGGGCCAAUCUGGUUAAGAUACCUGGCUUCCACUCGAGUGUUUGAGGAAGCAUGGGCAGAUGAAGCCCUCGAAGUUGCUGAAGAUCGUGAGAGUAAGCGCAAGGGUUCUCGGCGUCGAGUUUUCAAAGAGAAUGAAGCUGAUCCAGAACCAGAAGUACCUGAGGAGUCAAUGGUUUUGGAGAGAGGGGUCCUUCGGCCUAAAAAACCUCGAAAGCGGAGACAGCGAAGGAGGAAAGGUGGAAUCGAGCCACGUACAACCUUUGGCAGGAAGGCCCGAUUUGUAUGGCUUAGUGCACUGAAGGAGAGAAUUCCUCUUUCCAUAACUUUGGCCUUCUGUUAUUUGGCUUGUUAUAUCGCUAGAGAGAGUGUUUUUCCGACAGAUAUAAGACUUUGGGCUUUGAAAGGGAAGUUGCCUUUUCUGGCUGCUUAUUUGGAGGUUUCAAAACCCAGUGCGAACCACAUCCCCAACACUGUAGGCGGCUUACAGACGUUUCCUAUAGAACCAAAGACAAUGUUCAAGCCAGGAAAUGUGGUCGGAGCAAGAGCAGUCGAACUUCUUGCGGGACACAUUGCAGAGAGAAUAGGUCUUCAACUUUCUCCUGUCAAUUACCAUGCACUGAGUGCUCGACUUUUGCAUGCAAUGAAGCUUCCUGUGGAGAAACUCUCUGUAUAUACACAUCGGAUUUACGAGUGGUAUUGCCCUGCAGGGCUAUGGCUCACUUCUAAAGAGAGUGCCUUGCCCACCAGAGUAUACGUUAUGGCAAUGAUCAUCAUUGUACUUAAGGUGCUGUAUAAGCUUGAUGGUCGCAUCGAGAAUCCGAUUUCUGACAGCGAAGCAGCACCAAAUGCAAUGAACGGAGAGACCUUUUUUAACAACAGAGAUAGUCAGGGAGCAGGUAAUGAUUCUCCGGACGACAAGGAAGUCGAUUCGGAUGGAGGAUAUUAUUCCGAGGCGGAUGUCACCUCUCAAAGGAAAAAAAAGAAUGGCAUGGACGAGAAAGACAUAAAUUCAGUUGCAGAUUUGGCAUCAGGGAAAGCCAACGAACUUGAGGAGGUCUGGGAUGUGAAGAAACUCAUAAUGUGUAUGAAGAAGAUGAAGCCCUUUCGAAAUAAAAUAAAUGAAAUGGGAGACCCAGAGAGAAAGCUAGCAUCGUACCUGAAUUACUGUCGUGAAGUCAUCUAUCCCGGGCCAGCCUCGGAUGCCGACGAGGAAGCUAUGCGGGAUCACUUCUGGAAAGUUUAUGAGAAGGCAAAUGAGGCAACAGCAAACAAACAGCCAGGUGAAGCCGAGAACAAUUUACGAAGUGCAAUGAACGCUGGGGAAGAUUUAGAAGGUAAUUUAGGUGACAAUGUCGACGUGGAAGGCAGAAAUGACAACUUAAGGUACCCAGCACGGACGUAUGGCAGUGUGGGAAGUGUCGCAGGUGCGCGAAAUAAGUAUCAGUCUAGGAUGACAUUAAAUGAUGGACAUUUUAGAGAUGAUGGUGUUGGGCCAAAACCCUCGGGGGAAGCCAAGGAGGGACAGUAUGAUGCAAUAGAUCGUGAUAAAGUCCAAGGUAGCGACUCCGAAAUGGUAGAUCAAUACGCUUCAGAGGACAAUGGGAGCUUUGUACGAAAACGAGAAUUGCAGACUUUGAUGAAGGAGAUGAAGAAGCUUGGAUUUUCCUGUCUACAACCCAUGAGGAAGGAUAGACUCCCAGAGAAUGUGUACCUUAGAUAUAAGAUCCAAGUGUCAGAUAAAGAUCUGAGACCUGUUCAUGAAGAGUACUAUAUCGUUCUUCGAGUUUGUGCGAAAUUAAUAAAGGUGCACCCGAAAGCUCUUCACUGGGGUGUACAAAAGGUGGAGCAAGGAUUAAUGGAGAUAGAGAGAAACACGAGACAGUUUAUGCUGGACCAAGGAGGUCAUGUUGCAAAACUUUAUAAGCAAAAUUUUGGAGAGAGGACUGAGUAUAGGGAAAGGGAUAGAGGUGGAGAAUACGCGAAGAAGAAACAAAAGUUGAUUCUGGCUCAGUACCGGGUGGACCAAGGCUUGGCAUCAGAGAAGGAUUACACAGAGUUGAUACUUCACGCAGAUUACCUUUAAUUGGACGGAAAAUCUGGCGGGGGAGAAGUUUUGACGAGGACUUUUGCUUGUGGUUUAGUGUCAUCUUGAGGCGACGAGGUACGUGUACAUUAUACAGAGAAGUAGGCUAGAAAUUGAAAUUCGUCUUUGUUGGAUACCAGUGUUUCUUUUGCUUAUACUGAAGCGGCUUAUACCUUGUUCAAGCCGGCUUGCUGACAUCAGAUUAAUAGGUGCAUGCCUUGGCAAUCUCAUGUCAGCUGGCUUACGUAAGUCACGCAGGUAACAAUUUGCUUUCCUAAAUGGAUGUGGAUACAGUCCAAAUCGCAGCCUCAUGUUUUUUGUGGCUGGGAUUAAUCAAGCGUAAACAAGGCUGUAAACUUUGUCGAGAAUUUAGGACAAUUCUCACAUAAUUGGCAUUAGGGUACUCUGAAGAGAAACUUGAACAAAGUGCAGUAGCUAUACAGACCACUUCCCGUUUUCCCCUACUUGAGGGUGUUCUUUACGGAGGUAAGAACUGAAAAACAAGUCUCUUCAGGACGAGGACUGAAUUGAGCUGGCCAUUCAGUUAUCUUCCAUUCUAAAUUGUUUCGGAGCCUUCUUGGAGCGUU
Molecule: messenger RNA, 3936 nt
Organism: Marchantia polymorpha subsp. ruderalis
Lineage: Eukaryota; Viridiplantae; Streptophyta; Marchantiopsida; Marchantiales; Marchantiaceae
Source: the annotation of a GenBank genome assembly